GAUGGAGUUUUCUCCCUCCCUCCCUCAGCGGGGCGGACAAUAGAGCGCGCUGGCUGGCGCACCUCCGUGCGCACACAUUCACAGAGUGGAGUCUAAACUCGGUCAAAGACUGAGAGGUCCGACUUUAGGCAAACGAUUCAGCUUAAAGACGCGUUCAGGGGCCGACACUCUGAGGAAUAUAACCUCUUUUUUAGUUGCUUUCUUGCACCCGAUGGAGGAAUAAACAGUUUUUUUGUUUUUCUACAAAUGGGAAUUACAUGCGCGUGUGAAAGUUUGGCUCACUUUUCCCUUCUGUGAUUGUCAGAUCCGUUUUCGCUCACAAACAUGCCGGAGCAAAUAAGCAUUUCGGACUUUGUGGUCCUGACAAACGAGGAUCUGUCUUCGCCCGGGACUUCAAGUUUUCAGUCCAAAAUGAGCGACUGUCGCAACACAGUCUCAACCUUGGAGGAGUCUCUGGAGAUGGACCACACAACUCUACAGAGGAUGAAGAAGAUGAUCAAAAAUAUACACACUUCUGGACUCUCCCAUGUGGAUAACAAGGAGCUGUACAUUGAGGUCCUGGAAAACCUGGGGAAUAGCCACCUGACCCAGGACAACAAUGAAGUCUCCACAGGCUUCCUCAACCUUGCUGUGUUUACCAGAGAGGUCACAGCCCUCUUCAAAAAUCUGGUACAAAAUCUCAACAACAUCAUGGCGUUUCCUUUGGAAAAUGUGCUGAAGUCAGAAAUCCGGGACAGCAGAUUAGAGCUCAAGAAACAGAUGGAAAAGAGCUGGAAGGAGUACGACAUCAAAAUAGGGAAGUUGGAGAAGGAGAGGAAGGAGAAGACCAGGCAGCUGGGGCUGAUCAGGAUGGAGGGAUCAGACGGAGUGGAGGACAUGGAGAGAGAGAGAAGGACCUUCCAGCUGCAAAUGUGUGAGUAUCUUUUGAAGAUCCAGGAGUUAAAGGUGCGUCAGGGCCCUGAUCUUCUCCAGAGCCUCAUCAAAUAUUUCCAGGCCCAGCUCAGUUUCUUUCAGGACGGGCUGAAAGCUGCGGAGAAUCUCGCUCCGUUUAUCGAGAAGCUUGCUGCGUCUGUUCAUACGGUGCGUCUGGACCAGGACGAGGAGGUCAAACAACUCACUCAGUUGAGGGAUUCUCUCAGAUUACUUCUGGGAGAGGCGAAAGAGGAGUAUAUGAACAGGAAAAACUCUGGCAACGGAUAUAGCAUUCACCAACCACAGGGCAACAAGAAGUAUGGGACGGAGAAGUCUGGCUUCCUGCUCAAGAAGAGUGAUGGGAUCAGGAAGGUAUGGCAGAAGAGAAAGUGCGGAGUGAAAUUUGGCUGCUUGACUAUUUCCCACAGUACGAUCAACCGACCGCCAGCCAAGUUGAACCUACUGACCUGUCAGGUGCGACCAAACCCAGAGGACAGGAGGACCUUUGACCUGGUUACUCAUAAUCGGACAUACCAUUUCCAGGCAGAAGACGAGCAGGAAUGUGUGAUUUGGGUGUCAGUGCUGCAGAACAGUAAAGAGGAGGCCCUGAACACAGCGUUGGGAGGAGACCAGCUCCACCUCCAGGACAGCGGGCUCCAGGAACUCUCCCGAGCCAUAAUCGCCGAGCUUCGACACAUGCCUGGCAACGAGGCCUGCGCUGACUGUGGAGCUCCAGAUCCAACAUGGCUGUCGACCAAUUUAGGCAUCCUGACCUGUAUAGAGUGCUCUGGCAUCCACAGAGAGCUGGGUGUCCACUACUCCAGGAUCCAGUCACUCACUCUCGACCUGCUGAGCACCUCUGAGCUUCUGCUGGCUGUUAGUAUUGGAAACACUCGAUUCAAUGACAUCAUGGAGGCGGGCCUUCCGAAUGACUCUGUAAAACCAUUACCACAAAGUGACAUGAAUGCCAGAAAGGAGUACAUUGUGGCAAAGUAUGCUGAGCGUCGCUAUGUAGUGCGCAGAGAAGAAGCAGAUCCUGGCCGGUUGUAUGAUGCUGUGAGGAGUCGUGACCUCACUUCUCUUCUCCAGCUCUACGCCGAGGGUGCCGACCUGGCCAAACCACUCACACUGCCUGACGGACAGGGGAUCAGAGAGACAGCUCUCCAUCUUGCUGUGCGUCUGGAGGAAAGAAGCUCCCUGGCGCUGGUGGAUUUCCUCUGCCAGAACAGCAACUGUCUGGAGAAGAGAACAGCAGAAGGAAACACAGCUGUUCACUACAGCGUCCUGCAUCACAAGCCAGAGUCUCUUAAGUUACUGCUUAAAGCAAAGGCAGCCUUACAAACAGUGAACUCUGCAGGAGAGACCGCCCUUGACGUCGCCCGUAGGCUACAGCACACGCAGUGUACCGAGCUGUUGGAGCUGGCCCAGAGUGGGAAGUUUAACUCUCAGAUCCACGUGGAGUUCACAUGGGAGACACAGCCUCAAGAGUUUUAUGACAGUGAAGAUGACCUGGAUGAGAGGGUGAGCCCUUUGCCCAAAAACCGUUCGCCUCUGUCCUCAAAUGGAGGUGGUGGAUCUUCUUUUGCCCGCUGGAGUGUGGCCAAUGGUGCCAACGGGGGUCCUGGAAGCAGGCCUUGUCAAACAUAUGAGAAUCUAGAUUUCUUAUACAGAAAUCCCCCAGCCCACAGCGCCCCCUCUGGAGCAUUGACACCACCACCACUACCAGCUAAAUGCAUCCAAAGAGGACGCUCUGACCCCCAGAUUUCGGUCACAACGCAGGAAGGCAACCCGAUUCCACGACGCUGCUCGGCCUCACACUCCUCCAGUCCCCAGACGCAGGCCAGACAUAGCUCGCCUUCAGCCAACACAGAAAACCAAGGCCAAGUGGGCAGACCACCCCGGUCUCCCCACGGACAGGGUGGUCUGCUCAGAGGGCAGAAACAGACCUGGGAGAGCCAGUCUGGUGCUAGCUCUGGAUCUCAAAGUAGUGUCACACCAGCGUCCUCUCAGAACCACAUAGGGCCUGUCAGUUCAGAGAAGACCACAUCCUAUCGUCGGACCAGCAGUGGAGGAGGCAGCCAGGGAAAGUGCAGUGUGUUGUCUCCAAGUUGUGUGGGCAGCCAGGAGGAACUGUACUGCAGCUUAGUGGGGAAUAGUCCAGGCCUCACCCCAGCUCCGGCACCAGCACAGUCAUCCUCACCUACCGUGACCUGUGCCCCACGACCCCGCAGGAACGCUAUGGUUUCUGGCAGCAGGCCACACCAGAAGCGUGUCAAGGCUUUAGUGGACUGCAGAGCAGUCAGUUCUGAGCAGCUUGCCUUUUUCAAAGAUGAGAUUAUUGUGGUCACGGCCAGUCAUGACCCCCACUGGUGGGUUGGUCACAUAGAGGGGGAUCCAUGCAGGAAUGGGACCUUUCCUGUCAACUAUGUACAUAAACUCACAGACUGAAGGGACGUGGAAAUAUAAAAGAACUGUAUGAUAACAUCAUAGAGGAACUGAACCAGCAUGGGAUGCUUACUGGAAACUCUAUCGUCACCACACAGUGGAUUUUAUCUACAGGAAAAUGACAGUUUUGUUCUCCUGGAUCUAACUCAAACUAGAGGGUUUGAGUACCCUGCGAAUAUUUCCACAUGAGGAUAUUCUAACCAAAGGACACAUGAGGAUAUAAAUGGAACUGUUUUAGGCAUUUUUACCCUUUAAUAUUUACCCAUCCUGAAAACCAACAAGGGAACUGAAGGCUUUUAUAGCCUCAAAAAACUCAUUCCAAGGCCAGUAUUUGCUCCCAUGGUCUGUUCUUAGUUUUUUUUAAUUGCAUCAAAUUUCUCCAGUUGUCUAAAACCAUGAACUACUAUUAAUAGGUACGGAUGCAUUUGUGGUUGAGGUAGAAACUGCUCUAAUGUCCAUUUAUCUAUUAAUGACUCAUUUUAUUGCAGAUGUCUAAGUUGUCCAUAAUGAUCUAGGAUCUGUACCUAGAGGCAAAACUUACCUGCAGGGCAAAACCCUUUAAGGCACUUUAAACUCAUUGAGAAAAAAAAUCUUCUGAAGAGUUGGCAGAGCUAUACAUGUGUACUUAGCCAGCUGCUGUAUGGGGACGGAGCUACUCUUUGUUCUUAACGGAAACUUUCUAGUCUUUUUAAAUCACCGUAUACUAAGACUUGGAUUUGAGGUUCAAACCUGCCCAGUGUGUGUUGCAGCCUGCCCUGGGACUCUCAAAGGGGCUUUGUGCCUGCCAGUCUGUCUCCAACAAAGUGGCAGGCGUCUGGGCAGCCAGGGGAGAGAUCUGAAACUUUAGCUUAGCCAUCUUGGCUCUGGGCAGAGCUUUCUGACUGCAAGGAGGGUGGAGGAUCCAGUUUCUUCUGGCUCCAGGCGUCUGUCUCUGGAGAACCUGAAAUAACGACCAUGUGUUAUAAAAGAAAAAAAAAGACUGUUCUACCACGAAAUGGCACUUGAAGAGAGCUUGUUAGUAACAGCACCCCUCUGCAGUAAUUUGUUCACUGAACACACAGUUACUGUGGAGACGUGCGUAUCACCAGAUAUACACAAGCACACUUGCACUUACUUUACUACGAUUUAGGAUCCUUUAGGGGAGAAAGGAGAGUUAGGAGUGGGAGAGGUGUAACUUUUUAUACUCGUAACGAAUACCAAAAUGUAACACAUUUCACAGCUAUUACACAUAAUUUGUUGUACAUACUUGUCUAAAAAGGUUCACUGUAUAUAUCACCUGUUUUCUCAUCUGCAUUAUAAAGGAUUGUAUCAUCACAGAUAGUGUUACUUCAUGUUGAUAAUUUGAUGUCGGUUUCAUUAGUUGUCCAAAUGACUGUGAGAGAGGAAAAAAGGGAAUAGACACAGUUGCAUAAUCAGUAUUCAGUGGUGGGUAAAGGUGGGCAUGAAGCAGAUGUUCACUUCCUUUUAAUCAUUCCUGAGUUUAAACAAAACUGGUGAGUCUGUUUGCUCAUGCCGUUUUCUGCCGAUAUCGUCUUGUUACAGUGUUGAACAAAUCACGAGACAGGCGUGUUAUCAGAUAAUUGUGGAGCAGAGGGUGACUGCACGUAGGAACUGUAAACAAUAGUAAAUUAACUCAUUUCAGUCAGUAUAUUUGUAACAUACACAUAAGAGGUGUUUAAUAAAGUGCCAUUCAGUUUUAUAGUG
This is a messenger RNA of Larimichthys crocea (large yellow croaker), 5061 nucleotides long. It is a transcript of the gene asap3, whose product is annotated as ArfGAP with SH3 domain, ankyrin repeat and PH domain 3. NCBI's taxonomy places the organism in Eukaryota, Metazoa, Chordata, Actinopteri, Sciaenidae. Gene Ontology annotation, molecular function: protein binding; GTPase activator activity. The transcript has 26 exons. Gene Ontology annotation, biological process: positive regulation of GTPase activity. Bases 325 to 3360 code for a protein of 1011 amino acids. The record is from RefSeq and is a predicted model, not a curated record. Gene Ontology annotation, cellular component: cytoplasm.